Molecule: messenger RNA, 8495 nt
Organism: Urocitellus parryii (Arctic ground squirrel)
Lineage: Eukaryota; Metazoa; Chordata; Mammalia; Rodentia; Sciuridae
Gene: Fhip1a
Product: FHF complex subunit HOOK interacting protein 1A
Source: RefSeq, a predicted model, not a curated record
UCCCGAGGGCACUGGCGGGCGAGGGCGGGCGAGGGCGAGCCCUGGACCCGYGCGGCUCCGCCACCGGCUGACGCACGGUCGGAAAGUUGCGCUCCGAGCCCGUGUCGCCCGCUACGUUCUCCACGAGUACUCCUGCUGAGUUUGGACCGAGGCUUGGAGGACCCGGGCCCGGACCUGUGAGGGCAGCCGGCCCGGAUUCCUGGGCCGGGCGGGGAGCCGGCUCUGCCUUCCUCUCAGUGCCCAGCGCCGGUGGCGGCUCCGGGGCCCGACUCUCCGGGACCGCGGAGCAAACUUUGUGACUGUACGGGGACGCUGCGCGGUGACGAGGAGCCGCGGUCGCCGCAGAUUCUGAAAGUCACCUUCUGUGGGUUCCUGUGAGAGCAGAUGUUGGGGAGGUCUUCCACACUCCUCUGAAGAGGGAAGUCAACAGACAGCACCCAGCCGGGGGCUCUUGAAGGGAGCCGUCACGGGUACGCCUGCCUUGAUUACACACCAACGUUUCAGAAGGUGACCAUAAAAAAGUGAAGAAGUUACAUUUCUAAUAUGACACUUGGAAGUUAGUGACUGCUUACUACAUUUUCAUGAAAAUAAAAUAUGACUUAGAGGCUUCGAAGGCUUAUGAUGUCAUCGGUUUCAACAGAAAGCAAACUCCAGCAGGCUGUGAGUCUGCAGGGAGUUGACCCGGAAACAUGCAUGAUCGUAUUUAAGAACCACUGGGCACAGGUUGUGAAAAUCUUAGAGAAGCAUGACCCCUUGAAGAACACCCAGGCAAAAUAUGGGUCCAUCCCCCCGGACGAGGCCAGCGCCGUGCAGAACUAUGUAGAGCACAUGCUGUUCUUACUAAUUGAAGAGCAAGCCAAGGAUGCUGCCAUGGGGCCGAUUCUGGAAUUCGUGGUCUCUGAGAACAUCAUGGAGAAGCUUUUCCUGUGGAGCCUGAGACGGGAGUUUACGGAUGAGACUAAAAUGGAGCAGCUGAAGAUGUAUGAGAUGCUAGUCACCCAGUCGCACCAGCCCCUGCUGCACCACAAGCCCAUUCUGAAGCCUCUGAUGAUGCUGCUGAGCUCUUGUUCAGGCACGGCCACCCCUGCCGUGGAGGGGAAGCUGGUGGUCCUGCUCAAUCAGCUCUGCUGCAUCCUGGCCAAAGACCCGUCCAUCCUGGAACUCUUUUUCCACACCAGUGAGGACCAGGGGGCUGCCAACUUCCUCAUCUUCUCCCUUCUGAUCCCCUUCAUUCAUCGUGAGGGGACAGUAGGCCAACAAGCGCGGGAUGCUUUGCUCUUUAUCAUGUCCCUCUCUGCUGAGAACAGCGUGGUGGCCCACCACAUCGUGGAGAACACCUACUUUUGUCCAGUGCUUGCCACUGGGCUCAGCGGGCUCUACUCUUCCCUGCCCACCAAGCUGGAGGAGAAGGGCGAGGAAUGGCACUGCCUGCUGAAGGACGACUGGCUCCUGCUGCCGCCCCUCGUGCAGUUCAUGAACUCCCUGGAGUUCUGCAACGCCGUCAUCCAGGUGGCUCACCCCUUGAUUCGCAAUCAGCUUGUCAGUUACAUUUACAACGGAUUCCUGGUGCCCGUCUUGGCCCCUGCUCUCCACAAGGUGACUGUGGAGGAGGUCAUGACCACAACCGCCUACCUGGACCUUUUCCUGCGCAGCAUCUCCGAGCCAGCACUACUUGAGAUCUUCCUCCGGUUUAUCCUGUUGCACCAGCACGAGAAUGUCCACAUUCUAGACACUCUCACCAGCCGAAUCAACACCCCAUUUCGGCUCUGCGUGGUGUCCUUGGCGCUAUUCAGAACUCUCAUCGGUUUACAUUGUGAAGAUGUGAUGCUACAACUAGUUUUAAGGUAUCUGAUCCCCUGCAAUCACAUGAUGCUCAGUCAGAGGUGGGCCGUGAAGGAAAGAGACUGCUACUCCGUGUCUGCGGCCAAGCUUCUCGCCUUGACCCCUGUCUGCUGCGCCAGCGGGAUCACACUGACGCUUGGGAACCAAGAGAGGGAUUAUAUUCUGUGGUCAAAGUGGAUGCAUGAUGGCUCAGGGCCCGGGGAGCAUCCCCUGCCCGCCCCUGCGCCCGCGGCCUGCAUCGUGGAGUACGGCAAAGCCCUGGACGUCAGCUACCUGCAGUACCUGUGGGAGGCCCAUGCCAACAUCCUGCGCUGCAUGCGGGACUGCCGCGUCUGGUCGGCGCUCUACGACGGGGACUCCCCGGACCCCGACACCUUCCUGCAGAGCGCGGCCGAGGAGAGCGCCUGCCCGGCCGCCCACCUCGGGGCAGGGGGGCCCCAGCUGGCCGMAGCCAAGGACAGGGGCCAGACGGAGCUGGAGUGGGACGACAGCUACGACACGGGCAUCUCCUCGGGGGCUGACGUGGGCUCCCCGGGGCCUUACGACGAGGCGGAGACUUCCGGCCCCCCAGCCCCCGUCGACCCCCCGAAACACAUCCAGGAGAUGAAGCGGAACGCCAUCCAGCUCUUCAGAGGCCCCUACAUCGAGGAGUCGGACUUCCAGGACGACGUGAUGGUGUACCGGCUCUGUGCCCAGAAGGACGCCGAGGACGCCGCGGGGUCGCAGCAGCAGCCCGCGGGGCCCCCAGCCCAGGCCCAGCCCGAGGCGCAGCCGCCCCCAGUGAACAACGGCCCCCUGCCCGGCCCCCAGCCCGAUGCGGAGGAGGAAGAGCCGAGGGACAGCGCUGACCCCCUGCCAGACGCGUCCAAGGAGCCAGAGCAAGAGAGCCAGCCUGAAGUCGCCCCGGAGUCGGACUCGGGGUCAGCAGCCCCGGUCCCCGAGGCCGAGCACAGCCCCGACCCGGCCGAGGUCAGCCCCGGGAGCGAGGAUUUCAUGGCCCACUACGACCAGAUCAUCAGGGAGCUGGACUCGGGCCCCCAGAGCCUGAUGGACCAGCCUGAUGGAGCCGCGCCCGACCCCUUGCUUCUCACAAAGGGGCAUGAAGGAAGGGGAGAGGAGGGCCAAGGAGAAAAGGGGGAGGAGGAGGAAGAGCCGGAGAAGGACCUCGAGGAGGACGAGGAGGACUUCGACUCUUUCAUGGCCGAACCUCCUUCCCAGCCUGUGCGCUCCCCAUUUGGGUUGAGAGAGGAGACCACCUGUGCCAGGCCCCAAGCCGUGAGGACUCAGAGCACCCCGUUCACAGGCCCAUUCAUCAGCGUGGUCCUGUCAAAGCUGGAAAACAUGCUGGAGAACUCUCUGCAUGUUAAUUUGCUGCUUAUUGGGAUCAUCACGCAGCUAGCCAGCUACCCGCAGCCGCUCCUGCGCUCCUUCCUGCUCAACACCAACAUGGUCUUCCAGCCGAGCGUGCGCUCUCUCUAUCAGGUCCUUGCAUCUGUGAAAAACAAGAUUGAACAGUUUGCCUCGGUGGAGAGAGACUUCCCAGGCCUCCUCAUCCAGGCCCAGCAGUACCUGCUCUUCCGGGUGGACAUGUCUGAUAUGACCCCUGCCGCACUAACCAAAGACCCCAUUCAGGAGGCUGCCAGGACAGGAAGUGGCAAGAACUUUUUGGAUGGUCCCCCAAGAGUGCUUCAGCCCUUCCUGACCAACAGAGCCAAGGUGGUGGGGGCACCCCCAAACCUGCCCCUGCCCGUGAGGAACACCAUGCUGGCCGCCGCCCUCUUCCCCGAGUUCCUGAAGGAGCUCGCCGCCCUGGCCCAGGAACACUCCAUUCUGUGCUACAAGAUCCUGGGUGACUUCGAGGACUCAUGUUGUUAGCUUUUUAAAAAAUUGUUAUUUUAAUAGAGAUUCUUGUUUUAUAAGGUUAGAGUGUCUAGACUGAAUGUUCAAUGCAAAGCUGCUUACCAGAAACUUCUACUUUGAUAUUUCCUGACGAUACUUGAUUUGCGGGGAGGGGUCUUCUGGCCUCCUCCCUGGCUGGGUCGACCCCCUCACCUAUGGAAUGUGAGUCUCAUGAGCUGAUGGCUCCCUUGGCGGGUUUUCUUUGCUCAGUUUUCCUCCCACUUGGGGUUGUUAUUUCCCGUCCCUUGGAGUCAUGCUGUGUGCAGCUCAGAUGGAGCAAAGCAAAUAUUGGGGUUCUGUGAUCCCCAGAGGUGCCCUGUGGCAGAGGGCUGGCCCUGGGGCAGCACGUGAAGAAGGCACAGUUGCCACCCAUGGAUGCYCCUGCUGUCAGUGUUUGGCUUCCGUUUUAUAAAAGGGAAGAAUAAAGACAGAGCUCCUCUCACCUCCGUCACACGGCACGUCAUAUGUCCCUUUGCAUUUUACUUAGGACUUGUGUCCUCUCAACAUAUGUUGCCUUAUGGUGCAGGAAAACCCGUCUCAGCUGUCCGCCUGGGAAGUCACGUGUAGGUGGGGAGAAUUUGGAAUGCAGGGAAUUAUUUCUUGUUGCUUUUGUUGAUCGUCACGAUCACACCACCUGAACACGGACAAUAGCCUUACUUUAGUAAGAUUUGCACAGAAUGAAGUCUACCUAUGCAAACGGUGACCUUAGUUUCUAGGAGUUGGAGCAGAUGAAGAAAUGCAUCUCAUACCUUAUGCAGGAAGACAGCUGUCAUUGUUUUAUGAAAACAAAUGUUAACUUGUGAAGCUCUUCCAUAGUGGGAUUUUUUUUUAGGGGGGGGUUGGAGUUUGGAGUUGGGGAAGCAAAAAAUAAUGGUAAGCUUAAUAGAACCAUAAAGAUGCUGGUCAUUAUUUUGAAUUGUUUGCUUUUGCGAACGCAUUGCACUUUAUGGAUCUAAGUGGGCCCCGAGCAGCCUGCUUUGGGAGCUGGGAUGUAAAUGCACACAGGUCACAGGGAGCCCGCAAAGCCAAGCAUCUGCCUGGGACUCACUGCACAGAAAUGCUGGCUUGUGAGUAAGGGGCUUCGUGAUUGGUCCCCUGUGCUGCACUAGAGCUUCUUUCUGCUUCUCGCCCUACUGCAAGAGGCAYGAUUGUCCUCAGGGCCACGGCCACCCUGAGCCACCACCAAGAGGGAGAUGCACAGUAAUUGUGGGCUAAAAAUGAGAAAAUAUACAGCUGAUAUUUAUAGAGGUGAAAACCCACUCCCCUCUGCUGUGGGCCCAGUUCUACAGGAGAGAAGCAAAUAAGGAUGAGCCUCUCUGCCUGUUUGGAGGGAACUUGAAAGUCCUGACUCCCUUUGUUCCCUCAGGGGGUAUCUGCAGAGCCCUCAGGCAUCCACGGGCCCAGGGGUUGUGCCUCCAGAGCACCAAUUUGUCUUAAUCUGGCCCCUUACAGAAGGAAAAUGGAGGAGAGAGUCACUACAGAGCAGAGGGCACCCUUUUGUGUUACAGGGAUCCUGAAGCAGCUCUGAAUUGAAAGACAUGGCGAGGUGACCCAGGGAAGAAGACAUGAGGCCAUCUGGCCUGGGCUGGGAGAGCUGGUAGGCUCCGGGCUGGGAGUGUUUCAUAGUCUAAGCAAAACACAAAGUUAGUUGUUCAGGGCACAUCCUGACUUCACGUUUGCUGCUUUGAACGAUGGUUCUCUGGCUCCUGACGCCAAGUUGUGUUUUGUACAGCCCAAAAGUCUUCAUCAGGAAUGAAGGUGGAGAAGGAGGACCAGUUAAAGAUGGAAUUUAAGCUGUAACUUAUUACCCUUGAACUUUGUUUUGCGUGAGUAUUUAUCCGAUUAUUGGACUCUGCAGGUCACAUACUGCUGGAGCUACAUCUGGAAAUGGUAUUCUUGGCUUUUGGGUUUGGUACUCCUCUCUGCUGGUGGCAUUGACUCUUGAGUCUGUAUUUCAUUAUAGAACRCCACAGCCACCUCUGUGGAAGGUGCCCACUGGGAAAGAGAGUGACUUUGUGCCUUUUCAAAAUUUUUCCAGUAUGUACAGACUUACUUUAAAGGAGGACAGAGAUGACUGGAGCCUAGGGUGAGGGGCAGGAAAAUUAAACUUCUCAUGGAAACAAACUUACAUGAUGAGAUGCCUCCUCCCUUCCCUGUUUGCAGUUGGAAACUGGGAUGUGAAUCUGCUGCAGUUCUUCAGAUGGUUGUGUUCAGGGUUUUAUAAAGUUAAGUAAAAAAACUGACUGGGACAUAGAGCAUCAGAAAACCCAUGUGGCUGAGGGACAUAGCCAGGAAUAGGCUGUUCGGGGAACGGUGUAGACUGGUGGGAAGAAAAACGACAGAGGCCUGAGCCACGAACAAAGAGCAAGUCCUGAAAGAUGUUGAGAUGUGGACCUUGUUCUAGGAAGACAACAGAGAGCAGGCAGGUGAGGGGAGGAGCUUCUUGGUGGGAAAAAAUCAAAGCAGUGGAGUAGAAUAUUUCAGUUCUAAAUUAAACAGGUGAGGUCCUUAAAAUACUAUUUCUCUUUGGUACUGAGUUUUGGGAAAUUUUAGAUAGAUUUUAAAAUGUGGCCCAGGGGCAUGGGUCCUUUGCUGCGACAAGCCCCACAUCACUGCUUGUUGGAGAAAGAGUGGGCACAGCCCUUUGGAGCAGCCUGGCCURGCGUCACUGUGUCUAGCCCGAUGCCUGGGCAGGGACGGCAAGUCAGGGWUUCCUGGAACAGCACGACAUUAGCCUUAAUUCAUAAUUCAGGGUCUGACUUAAAGUUCUCAACCGAGUGAGUUUAUGAUUCAAAUUAUGUGAGACCACUGGGAUAUUUAAAAUUGAUUUUUGAAUAUGACCAGGUAAAUGUAAAAUUUUAAACAAAUUCCAGCUUAUGUUUAGGCUAAAACCCAGCUUCAUGGGGGUCAGUUAGAGUUUCCGGCCAUGAAGUGGAGGUGCUGGAGUUCACUAGAGCUGUGACUUUCUGUGUCACUAGAUACGUCCUUCCCCAGCACUUAGAGGCAUGGUGAAAUUAGACCCAUUUUGUUCAUCAUUGUGUUGGAAGAUACCUUAACUGGCUGAGGCUGGAAUUGUGUCACUGUUAGGAGGACACAUUGUGUACUUUCACAGGCCUCAGAGGUGGCUUCUGUGUAGGUCAGAUGUAGUGGAUUUUCUUUAAGGCAUCUGGGCUGGGGUGUCGGGAAUGCGUCCUCUUGUGAAGACAAUCUAGAAACAAGAUACGUGGCUGUUUCRGUUUCCCAUGUAAUUUGGGCAGCCAGUGGUUGGAAGCUGUCAUUGAUGUCUGCAUCCCCAUGGCUGCAGUGGUCAUGCGGGAUAUUUCCUGAUCUGUUGGAAGCUUAAGGCUGUGCAUGGACUGCCCAUUCUGGGUCAGUCUGUUGCUUUCAGCAGGGAAGCACUGCCCCAGGAGGGGUAGGACCCCUCACSGUGUGCUGUUAAAUCUGUCUAUGCUCCGGUUCUCUUCUAGGGGAAGUUCAAUUUGACUGCUAAUUACCAGCCCUCUAUUUACUGCAGUGGCUGUCAUGCCUGCCAUUUUUAUGAAACACCUUAUUGCAGGACAGCUAUUACUGCACGUGCUACUUAGAGUCACUGGCCCAGGCCAGUGUGACAUAUGGGUUGCUGUGAACCUCAGCCAGCUCUGAGGUCCUAUCUUUCCCUGAAGCAGUGGUCCUCUGGUACCUUAAGUCACAUCAGCUUUGAGUCAUUAAGAAGCCACCCUGGUCUCUUGCUUCAGCCUUCAGCCUGUAAAUCACAUGUGCUAAUUCCCCAUCAAAUAACAGCUUAAACAAUAUGUCCAACCAGUUUAGGCUUCACCCUUAAGUCAAAUCAGUGAGGGACAUUUUAAGAGAAUGGAGUUGACAAUCUUUAUUAUUAUUAUUCUUUUUGAAUGACCAUCAUAAACCUAAUGCUUCAGAAAAAGCUCUUGUAAGACAAAGAAUGGUUUUUGAGAUAAUUUUGCUUCAGUAAAUCCUCUCUGCGUUUAGGCAUUUAUUAGGUCACUACUUGUUUUGGAGCACAGAUUAUCCUGGCAGCUCAUUAACUGGAUAAACAGGGCUUUAGCACGAGAUUUUCAGAGAGGUUCCUUAGGGAAAAGAACCAGGACAAGGUGGGGGGAAGCCUUCAGAUCUUUAGCCUUUGCUCUCAGAACCUUCCGACUGAUGACUUUAGACAGGCCGACCUUUCCUAGCCUAGGGGUCGCURUGAGUUGCGUUCUUGCCUUAUGAGAUGGGGUAAACCUAACCGUCACCCACACCAGUCACAAGACCAGCACCAGGAUUCCGUCAGAUGAGUUCAAUAUGCAUUUUAGGCAUCUUUGGGGGAGCUCAGAUUUACUGUAUCACUUCAGAACCUGACAGAGGUGAUGGAAGCUCUUAGGCCAGAUUAUAAAUUUCAUGGAGCAGAGGUUGUGUGAGUCUAUGCACCUGACAUUUUAUUGGAAUAAGUAAGGCCCUCCUGUAAGAGGACUCUUGUCCUGCAGAUGUUUUUAAGGAGGGACUAUGGUGUCAGUGGUCUUCCUUAAAAUUUUGCCCAGCCAUCCGACUGAGGGAUGCCUCCCAACCCACUGACCCUCCCAAUCCAGGGUCAGCUCUGCUGACAAUCCACACAUGCAUUCCCUAAAACCUGCAGGAGCAGCCCAGCAGCCACCCCCGUGCUGCCGUUGGUAACGGGGAGAAAAGGUGCCUUCCACAUACAGUGGGCAUUUUUUCUCCCUGGUAGUCACUGUGUGGAGUCCUUGAAAUGAUGCAGCUGAAUU